This is a messenger RNA of Acaromyces ingoldii, 483 nucleotides long. RefSeq names its product ribose 5-phosphate isomerase. The transcript has 4 exons. NCBI's taxonomy places the organism in Eukaryota, Fungi, Basidiomycota, Exobasidiomycetes, Exobasidiales, Cryptobasidiaceae. Gene Ontology annotation, biological process: carbohydrate metabolic process. Gene Ontology annotation, cellular component: intracellular anatomical structure. Gene Ontology annotation, molecular function: isomerase activity. The record is from RefSeq and is a predicted model, not a curated record. Bases 1 to 483 code for a protein of 160 amino acids.
AUGUCGAGCGCUGCACCCAAGUGGAAGAUCAUCGUCGCCAAUGAUGACGCCGCGGUAGACUACAAGAAAGUUAUCAUCGAGGAUCUUAAGAAGGACCCCCGCGUAGAGCUGGUCGAUGACUUCGGUGCCAAAGACACCUCUGAUAAGACGCCCUACCCUAAUGUCGCCACUGCCGCCGCUGAGAAGGUGGCUGCAGGUCAAUACGAUCGCGGGCUGUUGCUCUGCGGGACCGGCCUCGGUGUCGCCAUCAGCGCCUGCAAGGUCCCAGGCAUCCGGGCCGCUUGUUGCCAUGACCCUUUCAGCGUUGAGAGGUCUAUCCUAUCCAAUGAUUGCCAGAUCUUGACCAUGGGUCAACGCGUCAUUGGGAUUGAGCUCGCCCGCAACUUGGUCAAGCAAUGGUUGGGCCACGUCUUUGACCCUCAAAGCGCUUCGGCCAAGAAGGUUGCUGCCAUCUCCGAGUAUGAAAAGAAGGCUGCUUCCUAG